Messenger RNA from Staurois parvus, 331 nucleotides. Lineage: Eukaryota; Metazoa; Chordata; Amphibia; Anura; Ranidae. The record is from the annotation of a GenBank genome assembly.
AUGUAUGUGAAAUGGUUUGAUAUAGUAAUGUAAUACUAAGAGAUUACAGUGUAUUGAGUGAAUUUCAAAUUUUUAAAUUUUUGAAAUUCCUGCUGGUUCCAUCCCCCCUCGCAGGGAAUGGAACCCGGAAGACGGAUGCCAGCAUCGGCCGGAGGACAUGGUAGGGGAUGCUGCAGGGGGGACAUCGCGGGACCGCAGGACAAGGUAAGUGCUCAAGGGAUCCCAGAACAAUGCUGCAGUGUAAUCCCGAGUGUAGCUCCGGGUUACCGCUUCUGGUACUGAAAGUUAACCCCGAGCUACACUCGGGAAUACCGCCAGGGGGAUUAAUAUA